This is a messenger RNA of Corvus hawaiiensis (hawaiian crow), 7786 nucleotides long. RefSeq names its product rhotekin 2 (gene RTKN2). The transcript has 13 exons. Lineage: Eukaryota; Metazoa; Chordata; Aves; Passeriformes; Corvidae. Gene Ontology annotation, biological process: signal transduction; hemopoiesis; positive regulation of cell population proliferation. The record is from RefSeq and is a predicted model, not a curated record. Bases 1692 to 3446 code for a protein of 584 amino acids.
AUCUAGUCUAAAUCUACUCUGGAUCUAAACCCAUGUGAUUGAUGUUAGAGAACACUGCCAGUAUGUCCUCUGAAUAGGGAGAGAUGCUUCUAAACUUUUUAUAUGCCACAGAUGUGUGUCUAUUUUUGUGAAUUUUUGGAAACACAAGCAAGGCUGAUUGUAGAGUAGCAGCCUUUUUGAGGUAAUAGUGAAAUAUUGCUCUUUCUAACCUAGUCCUUGAGGCCAUACUGGUAAUAUGCUGCAGAUUAUUUUUUCUUUUUUUCACUGUGAGAGUACUGCAGUAACGUUUAAUUCUGUACUAAUAUGUCUGUUCCUUGAGUGCAAUAUACAGGCAGAGUCUUAAACACUGAGAAAAUUUGAGCACAUUGAUAGAUACCUUUGAUGUGAUUAAGACAUUUCCAGUAAAUUAUUCACCAGAUGGCACAUCAAAGGAAGUUACUCAAAUUGCAUUUCAGAGCUUCAGCUAAUCUCUAAAGUGUGUGGGCUACCAUCCAGGCUGCAACAUUUUGCAUGAGUUAGUUGUCCUUUAUUACCUUGCGUAAUGUGGUGAUUUGGCCUUCUUUUGUCAUCAAGCAGUACCAAAACCCAGAAAGGCGGUCAGGAGGGAAUAGUUUUGAACCAUGUGUGCCUCCAGAUUUGGGACUCCUGACUAUUUCUUUGUAGGAGGCCAACACUGACAGAAUAUAACCAUGUUUUGGUUCCCAUUUUCUUGGCUGUUGUCCCCUACUGUCCAUUAUCUCCCUCUGUUGUGCCUAUUGCCUUCCUACCUCCUCCACAUCACAGGUGCUUGGUACUGAUGCUCCACGGUGCAGAUGAAUGCUAUGAGGUGAACUUAGCAUGGUGGGAUGCUACCUGAGGCUUCAUCCACAUUUAGAAGAGGUGACACCCACCUGCCCUCUCCAGCUGACAGUAAUGAGAGUGCUCAUGGUCUUAAGUAACAGAAAAUGUUGAUGACUUUGAAGGAGCCCAUUGUUCUGCAGCCUAAGCUACAUGGUUUUGGCCAGUUAGAUCUGAAGUCAGGCAACCAUUUAGCCUCUCAAUUCUUUCAAGAUUUCUCAGGGUUUACUUGCACUCCAGGUAUUUGUUUUGCUGGAUUGGGAUCCAGCUCCUCAUCUCUUAAGUUUUUAAUUCCUGAUGCUGCCAUUUGGAUGUCCAGUUCAGUCAUUCUCUCAGCAUUCAGAGAGGAACAGCCUCCCUUUAAUAUACCAGUGACUGUGCAUUUUAUAGCAGAGAAUGUGCAUCAGCCAUUAUAUGUCUGAGCUUUAUCCUCUGUGAUUUAAACUGUGAGUGGGUAGAAUCUACCACUAUCACUUACACAAAGCCCAAAUUGAUACAGCCAUAAUGUAGGACUCUGUGAAAUUCUGCCAACUGCUGGGGAGGCAUUAUCCAGUUUAUUUGUAUGCAUCUCUCUCUUUCAAGAUCUUUUUAAACGUGCUGCAGUAUAAUUUCCAGAAGGAUAAAGACUACUUAAAUGAAAACAGCAUGCACCAACCUGUUUAGUGCUGCAAGGAAGGUGGAAUAUUCAUAAUAUUCAGCCUUUUUUCAGGACUACAUGUUGCCCUUCUGCCCAGCUAAGAGAAUGGAAAGACCUCAACAGACUCCAGCAGGCUGAAAUGAAGAAAUGACUUACUGAGGCUCCAGUAAGUGUUCAGGAAUGUGACAUCCAAGAGAAGAUCAACUUUGAGGUCCGCAUGCGAGAAGGCAUCUGCAAACUGCUGGCAGCGAGCACGCAGAAGGAGCAGCUCCUGCGUGUGGUGAAGAACCUGAUGGUUUGCAAUGCUCGCAUCCGGGCCUACAGGGCAGAGCUGCAGGGCCCAAAGGAGGAGCCCAGCCCGGGCAGGACUGAAGAGCAGUUUUCAGAAAAUGGGACAAAAGACCGGAUGGCAUGCAGAGCAAAGGUUGCUAUAUCAGAUAUUCGAAUACCAUUAAUGUGGAAAGGCUCUGAUCACUUCAGCAAUAAAGAAAAAUCACAGCGCUAUGCAGUGUUUUGUUUGUUCAGAAUGGGAGCUGAGGUUUUUGAUACUGAGGUGACUAUUGUGGAUAAAGCAAUAACAGAUAUCUGUUUUGAAAAUGUAACCAUAUUUGAUGAAGCAAGCCCAGAUUUCCAGGUGAAGGUUGAAGUGUAUAGCUGCUGUACAGAGGAGUCUUUAUAUAUAACAAACACUCCUAAGAAACUGGCAAAGAAACUUAAAACGUCCCUCAGCAAAGCUACAGGGAAGAAACUCAAAGCUGCACUGGAGGAAGACAGCAUUGAACCCCUUUUGCCUGCUGACCCAGUCAUCCAUGGUGCAAAGUACAGUUUGCUAGCAUACACCACUUUGGGGCUGGAAAGCGCUGAGGACAAUUUCAGGACCCACAACCUUACCAUUACAGGAAAUGAGGAAUCCUCUUUUUGGCUGCCCCUGUAUGGAAACAUGUGUUGCCGUUUAGUUGUCCAGCCCUCCUGCAUGGCCAGGGAUAUGAUGGCAGGAUUUCUAAACCAGCAGCAAAUGGUAGGAGGUCUAAUGAGCUGGAGGAGGCUGUAUUGUGUACUGAGAGGUGGCAAACUCUUUUGUUAUUACUCACCAGAAGAAAUUGAGGCUAAACUGGAGCCAGCAUUGACAGUUUCCAUCAACAAGGAAACCAGGAUUCGAGCUGUGGAUAAGGACUCCAAGAGAAGAACUAAUAACUUCUCUGUUAUCAACCCUGUGUCUGGAGAGGCUGUGACGCAACGUUUUGCUACUGACAGUAGGGAUGAACUUCAUAAGUGGAUGGAGGCUUUCUGGCAGCACUUUUAUGAUCUGAGCCAGUGGAAACAUUGUUGUGAGGAACUUAUGAAAAUUGAGAUUAUGUCACCACGGAAACCACCUUUGUUCUUGACAAAGGAAGCGACCUCCGUCUACCAUGAUAUGAGCAUUGAUUCUCCAGUGAAGCAUGAGGGCUUAGCUGAUAUCAUACAAAGGAAAAUUGAAGAGAGUCAUGGUGAGUUCCUUCUUGGCCAGCAAGAAGAGUCUGCAUCUGCCCUAUGGGCUUCACUCUUUGAUGGAUCUCAUGAGAUGACUGUUCAGAAAAACACGCAUCUGGACCCAAAAAGAGAUGCUACAAGUCCUAAUGACAGCAGAGGAAAGAAAAGAAGAGCUCCACCUCCACCCUCUGAUAAGUCACCAUACAGUGCAAAAGCACAGGUGAACACAGAGCAACUGGGCAAGGAAAACUGGGGGAAGCCUGACCCCACAUCUGCCAGUAGCUCUUCCUUUGAGUCAGUGUUAGCUACAAAAAUGCAGCAGCUGCAGACCCCCAUUGCUGCUCCUCGCAAAAUUGGUCCUUGUAGAAAAAGUGGUUUAGCUGGCCCGGGGAAUCCCAUUUCUCUAGUCAGCAAGACCAAGUCUGAAACCAAACCGGUACCAACCCCUAGGCAGAAAGGCAUCACAGAAAUACUAGACCCCAGGUCCUGGUUGCAUCCGUAGGCAUCACAUUUAGCUUAGAGGAGUCCUUGGAAUUUUCUCAGCCUUCUCCUAAUACUCUUCAGUAAAAGUAGAUUUCAGCAUAUAGCUCAAGUGUUUCCUGUAUGCCAGGGCAUUCCUGCUAGCUGCAGUCUCAGCUGUACUCAUUAGUGCUCACUAAUAAUAAUCUAAAUAAUUGCACUAGAAUGGGGUGGGGGGGUUUCUCUCUGUCUGGAGUAACGGUGCUAUUUUUGAAAACAAUAGUUCGGUACUUUCCUCUUGAAAAAACCACAGUGUUCAGGUUAACCUCAGCUGUCCCCACAGCAGGAAUGUAACCAGUACCUUCUACCAGUCUUCAGCUUAGCCCAUCCACAGCUCCUCAGACUACUUAAGUGGGAAUUCACACAUAUUCAGCACAGAUCUUGCAAAGCUGAUUUUCUUUGGCUCCAUGCUUGGCUUCACCUAAAAUAUCCCUCUCUCUCCCUCACUGUUUAGGAAACACUGCUUAUAUGGUAAUCAAGUAUGAAAAGCUUUUGUGCUGUUCUGAAUGGCUCUGUAACUCCAUAUGAAUUUCUGAGGCAGUUCUAUCAAUUUAGCAUGGGAUUUCCCAAGCUCCUGCUGGUUCAUGUGCUGUCUAAAUGGAUCAGGGUUAUCUGUCUUUGAGCAAGGAUAUGUUCCAUCACUGCUGCUUAUUUUGGGUUAAGACAAGUGUUUAAAAGCAGUGCCAGGUAUGAGCACGUGCUCAUAUUAUGGUUGUUUUUCCUGACAAACGUGGCUCUGUAACACAGCUCGUCCUUUGUGGAGCCUCUCAGCUGUUUCUGGUAGGGAGUUGGUUUGUAAACAGGCAGUGUUACUGGUAAACAAACAGGGUUUUUCACCACUUGUUCUUUCUGCAAUAGCAGAGAAUAAGCACUUCAGGUGAAGAUACUGAACCUUGAUAUUCUUCCAUCAGACUGUUCACCAGUUCCAUAAGAAGCAUGGGUUCUUAAGGUUCCUGUGGCACCUGCAAAACAUCUACUGCAUAAGGAAAAGCUGCAUUCUCCUGGAUCCACUGCUUAAAUACCCCACCAUUUCCUUGGUUCAUGCAUUUAUCUCAGAUGCUGGAACUUAUCCAAGGGCAAAGGUCUGCUUGCAGUUCUUCCUCUGGAGCCUUGGUGCUCAGACUGGUGUUGAGAGGGUCAUAUCAGCAACUGUAUAAAUAGUUCAUUUUUUGUUGGUUUUUUUUUUUUUUCCCCAAAGUGUGGAUGGCUCUGGGAGCUUUACCAUUUCUCCAGAAGAUACUGUGGGCAUAGUUGGCUGGUUGGUUUAUUUUAUCUAAAUUUUUGUCUUCAGCUAAGCUCUUGGCUGCACAGCUAUAAAGGUAUCUGCUGAAUUCCCUCAGUAGUUCGUUGGCUAUUUGGGAUGGGGUUGAGAGGCAGGUUUCAUUUACAAAUCCUUUUGCAGGAUUAGAGCCCUUUGUUCUAGAAUGUCCUUGUUCAUUCUUCGUUUAAUCACAUUCCAUUUUCCCUCUGAAACAACCAUAAUCAUUCUUACAAUAAAUCAUGCUGUUACUUAAGUGGAUGGUUUGUGAAUGGUUUAUAAAUAGGAACAGAAAAACUGAAGAAUAACUACAUGAUUAUGUAAAUCAGACAGUCGACUAAGUGGACUGUACAACUCUGAACAAGAAAUGGAAAAAAUAAAUGGGGGGGAGAAAAAACAUAUUUUCCAAAAUGCAGCUGCAGUUUAUUUAGCUUUAAAUCUAGCCUUAAAUGUUGCUGUGCUUGGAAAGAAAAAAACCACCUUUUUCUUGGUAACCCCCUUUCAUUUAGUGAAAUAUAUAUUUAAAAAUAAAUCUCAUAAAUAUAUAAGGCAAGAAGGCACCAUAAUGAGGAAUUAUUUUUAAAUUCAACAGGCCAUUGAAUUUCAACAAGCAGUUUCUCUAUUAAAUUCAGUGGCUUUGUUUUGAACUGAACAUACAUAUUUUAGCAAGGCAUUUAAUAUUAAUUUGAAGUCUUCAAGUGAUGAGAAUUCACUCAUACCUCCUGUUGCAAUACUUAAUUACCCCAGGUACAUUUUUCAUUUGAUUUUCUAUUUGCAUUUCUAGCUCCACCUUAAGUUAUUUUGGUCUUUUUAUGCAUUUGAUUGCUUAUAUUGAUCUCUGUAGUAUCAGCUUUUCUAAUUGCUUGUGUGUAGUUAUAAAUCAUGAUUAUGUCCCUUUUAACCUUUUCUCUGAUGAGAUGUACUGAAUUCCUUAACUUUCCUAUGGCAGUGAAUGUUAUCCAAGGCUAAUUAAUCUUCACGUUCUUCUCUGUAUUUCUCAUGUAUAGAAAUAUUUGUAAGGGUGACAUCUGAAUUAGAUGCCAUAUGUCAAUAGUGAUCCAUCAGGACUGUACAGACACAUAAUGUGAUCCUCUGAUGAAUAUCUCCCUCCCUCUCCUCUCAAAAAUUGCAUUGUCCUUUUUUUUUUGUGGAGGCAUUGCCUUGCAUGCUGACUUUUAUGGGCCAAGUCGUCUUCAGAGUCUUUCUCAAGAAUGCGGUACAUCAUUCUCUUAUUAUCCUACCUUAUAUUUUCUUGGAAAUACACGUUGUAUUUUACCAGCGUUAAAAUACUGCUCAUGAACUGAUCCAGAUUGCUCUGUAUAAGUGACCUGUCCUCAUUCUUUACUACUCCAGCAGUCUGCAUGUCCUUUGCAAAUUUAUUGCAAGUGAUUUUUACAGUUUAUUCCAGAUCAUUGAUUUUUAAAAUUGAAUGCAAGGCAAGGUUUGUAGAGAGCAGUGAUAAGUUUUUAUUACAUCAGUGACAUGGGUAGGGGGUGGGGAAAAGCAAACAGACAGGCCAUUGAGUUUCUGUCCCUUUUAUACCAGAGCCUUUAAAACAUUGAGUAAGAUGGAAAAUAGCUCUAUUUCUUGCUGAAUCCCUAUUAAUAUUGUAUUUUGAAAUUAUUCUGAUUUUUAAAGAAAAUUACAUGCUCAUCUUGUUUUCAGAAGGUUACUCAGGGAUCUUCUGGGUAACACCUCAGUGCAGGUGUCUUUGCAAGCCGAGCUUAGUAUAUAGAAGAGUAAAAUGCAACCUGUUGUUCAAGACCUAUUCUCCAUGAAACUGUGUUGAUAUUUUAUAUCUAUCCUUAAAUUAGACUCAUGUGGGCCAGUUCAUGAUAUUGCUGUGACCACGUCUAAGCAAACAAGGCCAUUAAUUAGUCUGUUAAUCUGCUUCAGAACUAUAUAAUCCCUAUUACGAAGCAAGAGUUGACUUCAGGUUUUAGUAUUUAUUGUUACUUUUUCUUUUUUUUCCCAUUUUGUAUUGCCAUUAUUGCCUUUGCAUCUUCUGUUAAGCAAGUUGAUUUAACCAGUAAAACCUGCAGGCUACCAGGAAACACUGAACUCAGCUAUACAAUAAAGUCAGUGCCCCUUGAGGAGCUGCUGCUCCCGGGCAGGAGAAGAGAAUGUGACGUUUCACUGUCUUAGCGGCUCUGUUCGAUCAUGAGGAUGCUUUAAUUGCAGGACUCAAAAUAUCAGUGAUCAAAACUCAAAAGUCAUUAGGCAGUCUCCUGCUGGGAUGAGGCUUGGAGGACAACAGAAGGCCUGUGGCUUCUCUCAGCCCUUGUGUCCCGUUCCCUCGUGUUCACAUUUGUGUAGGCAAGUUGGAAUGCUACUGCCAGGCAGGGAAGUCCAUGGAGAAACGCUGCUCCCAGGAUGAAUGGCUCAAAUGAUCCAGUGUAGCACAGGGAGGACGCUGGUGGCACCUCUUGAACUACACAUGGGAUUAGGGACUUUUCUGAGAUACACAUCAGGCCUGCUCUGAAAACUGUUCCUGCUUGUUCUCUGCUGGGGUGAAUUAAUGCUGCUUAAAACCAGAAUUAAGUGAUCGGAUGCCAUCUUGAUGUGGGGAAGAGCAAGGAGUUAGCCUGAACUCUCCUUUUAGGAAGUACAACUUGAAAGUAAUUGCUAGUUCAAACCUGAAUAUAAAGUUUCACAGAACAUGAACAACUUUUGAAAUAUUGACUGAACAAAGACUUAAUUUAUUAGCUUUCUAUAGUUACCUAAUAUCUUCAGCUGUUUACUUGGUCCUCGAAUGGUAGAUGGUACCUUCUGUGGUUUUAAAGGCAUUACCUUCAAAUGUUUACAUUUUUACUAGUAUUGUGAUUUUUUUUUUUUCCCAUGGUAAUAAUAUUAAUAGUUAUUUUAUGGUGGCUUGUACGUAUUUGGAAAUACUGUCAGAGUAUUCAGAGUUGAUUUGUAAUUAAUGCAGACUGCCUUAAUAGAAAAAUGGAGAUUUGGACACUAAUGUAUUGUGAAAUGUUAGAAUAGAAAUCUUUUUUUGCUGCUAGCAUAUUGUAUUUCUGUUAAGAUAUGCAAGUGAAAUUAAAAAGCUUUCUAGAAUAAAA